CUCUCUCUCUCUCUCAGGAUGUCGAUCGUCAGCAUCGUUGCCAGGGAGAUCUUGGACUCCCGGGGAAACCCCACUGUGGAAGUGGACCUUCGCACAGAGAAAGGUCUAUUCAGGGCUGCGGUGCCCAGCGGAGCAUCCACAGGGAUCUACGAGGCUCUGGAGCUCCGAGAUGGAGACAAGAGCCGUUACAAGGGCAAAGGUGUUUUGAAGGCAGUCGGGCAUAUCAAUGACACUCUGGGUCCGGCCCUCAUAGCCUCGGGCAUCAGCGUGGUGGAGCAGGAGCAGUUGGACAACACGAUGAUCGAGAUGGACGGCACAGAAAACAAAUCUCAGUUCGGGGCCAACGCCAUCCUCGGAGUGUCUCUAGCCAUCUGUAAGGCCGGCGCUGCAGAGAAAGAAGUUCCUUUAUACCGCCACAUAGCCGACCUGGCCGGAAACACGGAGCUGGUGCUGCCGGUUCCUGCCUUUAAUGUGAUAAACGGAGGUUCUCAUGCUGGAAACAAACUGGCCAUGCAGGAGUUCAUGGUCCUUCCUGUUGGUGCCGAGUCCUUCAAGGAGGCGUUGAGGAUAGGAUCGGAGCUGUACCACACACUGAAGGGCGUGAUCCAGGAGAAAUACGGCCAGGACGCCACCAACGUUGGAGACGAGGGGGGGUUCGCUCCCAACAUCCUGGAGAACAGCGAGGCUCUGGAUCUGCUGCAGACGGCCAUUGAGAAGGCCGGCUUCACGGACAAAGUCGUAGUCGGGAUGGACGUCGCUGCCUCAGAGUUUUACCGUGAGGGGAAAUACGACCUGGACUUCAAAUCCCCACCGGAUUCAGAGAGACACAUCAGCGCAGAGGAGCUGGCUGACAUCUACCAGGGCUUCGUCAACAACUACCCAGUGGUGUCCAUCGAGGACCCCUUCGACCAGGACGACUGGGAGGCCUGGUCCCGUCUGACGGCCCAGGUGGGGAUCCAGGUUGUCGGGGACGACCUGACGGUGACCAACCCCAAGAGGAUAGAGAAGGCUGCCGAGGAGCGAGCCUGCAACUGCCUGCUGCUCAAAGUCAACCAGAUCGGCUCCGUCACCGAGGCCAUACAAGGGUGUAAACUGGCUCAGGCGAAUGGUUGGGGUGUCAUGGUCAGCCAUCGCUCAGGAGAGACAGAGGACACCUUCAUCGCCGACCUGGUGGUUGGACUCUGCACUGGACAGAUUAAGACCGGCGCCCCCUGCAGAUCUGAGAGGCUGGCCAAGUACAACCAGCUCAUGAGGAUUGAAGAGGAGUUGGGCGACCAGGCUCGUUUUGCAGGCCAUAACUUCAGGAACCCCAGCGCCCUGUGA
Scomber japonicus (chub mackerel) is the source of this 1323-nucleotide messenger RNA. RefSeq names its product gamma-enolase-like. Gene Ontology annotation, molecular function: phosphopyruvate hydratase activity; magnesium ion binding. The record is from RefSeq and is a predicted model, not a curated record. Gene Ontology annotation, biological process: glycolytic process. Gene Ontology annotation, cellular component: phosphopyruvate hydratase complex. The coding region runs from base 19 to 1323 and encodes 434 amino acids. The transcript is spliced from 12 exons. NCBI's taxonomy places the organism in Eukaryota, Metazoa, Chordata, Actinopteri, Scombriformes, Scombridae.